AUGAUAUCAAUACGACCACUCCUAUCGUUACUAUCACUCGCCAGUACGGCACUGGCAAUCGGCCAGAAUGCAACUAUUGCUUUCAAUGCCUCUGCUGGCUCGCAUGAGUUGGCCUCGGGAGGCUCUUCGGUUCAGAUCAUGGCAGAUACUCAUGACUGGCCUGCUGUAUUGAAGGCUGCCCAUGAUUUGUCCCAAGACUUUGGUAGAGUCACUGGCACCAAUGGAUCUAUCAUUAUCUCAAAUACUUCUGAUACCUCUGGUGUACCUGCAUACAACGCCGGCUCGUACUUCAGCAGCAACCCCAACAAUGCCUCGAUGAUCUUCAACAUCACCAACUUGACUACUUUCAGCACCGCUAGUUCCGGAGCAAAAGGAGGAGUCAUCAUUGCAGGAACGAUUGGAAACUCUUCGCUCAUUGAUAUGCUCAUCAAGAGCGGCAAGAUUGAUGUCUCGGCUAUCAAUGGCACAUGGGAGGCAUUCACUUCCACCGUGGUCACAAGUCCUAUGGACGGCGUCACUGAAGCCUUGGUCAUUGCCGGUAGCGACAGGAGAGGAACAGUCUAUGGUCUAUACGACGUAUCGGAACAGAUUGGUGUUUCACCAUGGUACUUCUGGGCCGACUCGCCUCCGCAGAAGCACGAUUGCAUCUACGCUAUGAACACGACUAAAGUGCAGCCAUCUCCAUCCGUCAAGUACAGAGGUUUCUUCCUCAACGACGAAGCACCUGCUCUGACCGGAUAUGUCAACGAGAAGUUCGGUUUCACCAAGUAUGGCUCGAACUACGGGGCCGACUUUUACCACACUGUCUUUGAACUUCUGCUUCGUCUUAGAGCAAACUACCUCUGGCCAGCUCAGUGGAACUCGAUGUUCAACGUCGAUGACCCGAGAAGUCAGGCGAUGGCAGAUGAGUAUGGUAUUGUCAUGGGCACUUCCCACACCGAGCCUAUGAUGAGAUCUACUAAAGAAUGGAGUGAAUUCGGGCAUGGAGUCUGGUCGUGGGCGCAAAAUAACGCCUCAAUCUAUCCAUUCUUUGUCGAAGGUGCCGAAAGAACGCGCCCUUAUGAGGGUGUCAUCACUAUGGGCAUGCGUGGCUCAGGAGAUACCGCACUAUCGGCCGGUAUCGAGACCGAGCUCCUGGAGAACGUUGUCUCAACUCAGCGUGACAUCCUUGCUCAAGUCUUUGGCAAUGCUAGUGUCAUGAACCCCGACGCUGUGCCUCAGUUGUGGUGUUUUGUAAUGCGUAUGCUAAUGUUAAUUGGUGCUUUAGGUACAAGGGAAGUGCAGGGCUACUACGAGGCCGGCAUGACCGUUCCCGAAGACAUCACCUUACUCUGGACGGACGAUAACUGGGGAAACAUUCGAAGACUGCCUGUUGGUAAUGAGACCUCGAGAAGCGGAGGUGCAGGUGUCUACUACCAUUUCGAUUAUGUUGGUGAUCCGAAGACCUGGGAGCAGAUGCAUCUCGCAUAUGAAAGACAGGCCAGGCAAAUCUGGGUUGUGAACGUUGGAGACCUCAAGCCUCUCGAACUACCCAUUUCCCACUUCUUCGAUCUUGCAUACGACAUCACUCGGUGGGACAAGGACAGCACGCCUGAAUGGCUCGAACUUUGGGCGGCUCGCGAAUUCGGUCCCGAAGUUGCUGCGCAGACGGGAGCCCUCAUGAACACAUACUCCAUUCUUGCUGGCCGCAGAAAGUUCGAAGAGGUCGAUCCUAACACAUACAGCUUGAUAAACUACGACGAAGCUAACAAGGUCCUGGCUGAAUGGACAACGAUUCAACAGAAAGCUCAAAGCAUUCUCGAUAAACUGCCUGUAGCCACACAACCCGCCUUCUUCGAGAUGGUCUACCAUCCCAUCACGGCUGCCCGUACUUACUACGACAUCAUGAUCUCGGCAGCUAGAAACAAUGUUUACGCACAACAAGGACGUACUUCAACAAACGCUUUGGCCCAACAUGUGCAGAACCAGUUCUCAUAUGACCACCAGCUUUCAAAGUCAUAUAAUGGACUGCUCAACGGAAAGUGGAACCACAUGAUGGAUCAGACACACAUUGGCUACACGUACUGGCAACAACCCAUGAGACAGGCUUUGCCUCCUCUGCAAUACGUUCAAAUGGCUGAAAGAGCCUUGAUCGGUGACCUAGGUGUUGCUGUCGAGGGAUCUAAUGCUACAGUGCCUGGCGAUGACAGAUUCCACUCGCUCUCAUCCAUGACACUGUAUCUCCCGACUCUUGAUCCUUACGGACCUGCUCGCUGGAUUGAUGUCUUCCACACCGGUACUCAGCAGAUCACCUGGAACGUGCAGUCUAGCGUUCCUUACCUGAACUUCACACAGAAGACCGGCACCUUGUCUCCUAAUGGCACUACAGAUACUCGCAUCUGGGUCUCUGUCGACUGGUCAAAGGUCGCUCCUGGCGCAAUCAACUCAACCACCAUCAACAUCACCAGCUCUUCCAACUACGGUACCCAAUACAGCGUUCCCCAGGUUGUAAUCUCCUACAACCACACUGCUGUCCCAUCGAACUUUACCAAUGGCCACGUCGAGUCGGAUCGCACUGUCUCCAUCGAAGCAGAACACUACUCGUCUAUCUCUAACAGUGGCAACUCUUCGGUAUCGUAUGAGGUCAUUCCCGGAUUGUCGCGCACACUCUCGGGAGUCACUCUNUUCCCUGUCACUGCAGACUCUCUCACUACAGCAUCUGCUCCUGCUCUUGAGUACGACUUCUACACCUUCAGCAAUCUGAGCUCAGGAGUCUUGAUGGACCAGAACAUGGGAACUAGCACCAAGUACACUCCUAACACUGUCAACGUCACACUAUUCUUGGGCACUUCUCUUAACACCGAUCCUGAUCGCCCUCUUCGCUACGCCGUGCAGCUCGACAACCAAGAGCCCCAGACAAGGCAGUACAUUAUUGAUCAGCCAGCAGGAGCUAAUCCUACUGGCUGGUUGACUGCCGUCGCAGAUGUCAUCUGGUAUAACACAACCACGUUUAACUAUUCAGGGCCUGGAGCUCACAAGCUGAAGAUCUGGCAGCUUGAGCCAAGUGUAGUUUUGCAAAAGGUUGUCGUUGAUCUUGGUGGUGUGAGAAAGAGUUACCUUGGCCCUCCCGAGAGUUACAGAGUUUGA
Aureobasidium musti is the source of this 3126-nucleotide messenger RNA. The record is from the annotation of a GenBank genome assembly. Lineage: Eukaryota; Fungi; Ascomycota; Dothideomycetes; Dothideales; Saccotheciaceae.